Moneuplotes crassus is the source of this 3005-nucleotide messenger RNA. NCBI's taxonomy places the organism in Eukaryota, Ciliophora, Spirotrichea, Euplotida, Euplotidae. The record is from the annotation of a GenBank genome assembly.
UUGAAUAAUUAAUAAAAGAUUUGGUCGAAAUGAGUAUCAACAUAUCCCCCAACGACGAUAGAGAAUACAAGUUCUUCAAACUAGAAAAUGAGAUGAGAGUCAUUGUCAUCAGCGAUAAAGAGGCAACCAAGUGUUCUGCCUGCAUGCAAGUCGAAGCAGGAUCUGCCCUCAAUCCUAAAGAGUAUCAAGGUCUAGCCCAUUUCCUUGAGCAUAUGUUGUUCAUGGGAACUGAAAAAUAUCCAGAAGAGGAGUCUUACUCCAAGCACUGUGCUGACUCUGGAGGGUAUGAUAACGCAUACACAGGACUUGAGCAGACUAAUUACCACUUCGAAGUCUCCACUGAAGGCUUUGAAAAAGCACUAGAUAUGUUCGCCCAAUUCUUCAUUUGCCCAUUGUUCAGCAAAGAUGCAGUUGAUAGAGAAAUGAAUGCGGUCGAUUCAGAAAAUCAGAAGAAUUUACAAUCCGAUAUGUGGAGGUUCUUCCAAAUCCUGCUUAGCGAAUCUAAUGAAGAGAGUGUCCUUAACUGCUUCCCUACAGGGAACCUUAAAACUCUUAAGAAAGACGGAGUGGUAGAAGCCCUCCAUGCCUUCCACAAGAAGUGGUAUUCCUCAAACAUCAUGAACUUAACAGUUUAUUCGAGUAAAUCUAUUGAGGAAAUGGAGACUCUAGUGACUGAGCUUUUCUCAGGAGUUGAGAACAAGAAUGUUACCGUCCCAUCUUUUGCUGAGCCUGCUGGAUAUCCUAAGGAAUUCCUUGGUAAACUGUAUAAGAUCAAGCCUGUAAUGGAUGAACAUCAGCUGAAGUUCCUCUGGUUCUACCCUAAAUGUUACAACAAAGAUCAUUAUGAUAGAGUUUUUAAUCUCUUGUCUCAUGUAAUUGGGCAUGAAGGAGAAAACUCUCUACUAUCUUACUUGAUUGAAGAUGAUCUUGCUACUUCAUGUUAUGCAUAUUGCGACCAUGAGAUCAGCUCAUUUACGUACAUGUGCCUAAACCUCACUCUCACUGAUAAAGGAUUCGAAAACUAUGAAAGAGUCAUAGAGAUCGUGACGAAAAUGUGCCAAGUUCUUGCUUCAGAAGGUCCAAUCGACCACGUAUUCGAAGAAUGCUCCAAGAAUGGUGACUUAAAAUGGAAGUUUUUGGAUAAGUCAUCUCCAAUUAACACUACAGUGUCCAUGGCAGACAGAAUGCAUCUCUUCACAGAUGAAAAUAUUCAAGAUAUCUUGCAGACUAGAUACACCUUUGCGAAUUUCAACAAGGAAGAAUACCAAAAUAUCUUGAAUGGUCUUCUUCCAGAUAAUAUGAAUGUCUAUUUAUCCUCCAAAAAGGUGGACACUAUAGUAGACACACCAUACAAUGUUGAAGAGUGGUAUGGAACUGAGUUUGUUAAAGAAAAGUUUUCAGAGGAUUUACUUCAGAGACUCAAGAACCCAACAGCAGAUCCCCUCGAAAAUUCAAAACUGAGUAACCCAAUUGAGAAUACUUUAUUCCCCAAAAGUUUGGAUCUGUGAGAGGAAAGCAAGGAUUCUACUGAAUUAACCGUACAAAAUGUCUCUGAUGAGAACAUUGAUAUUUGGUACAAGAAGAGCGAAAAGUUCAAGACACCAAAGAUCAAUGCCUUCAAUCUGUUAUAUACCAAUGACUGUGGGUUCCAGACCUCACUCCAAGGAGCUGUUUUCUCGACUAUCUGGCUGAAAGUGAUACAGGAUUACUUCAGAGAGUUCCUCUACAUGGCAGACAUGGCCUCUCUAGAAUGCCAAACCAGCGAAAGUGAAGGAUCUAUCAGGAUAGACUUCAGAGGAUAUAGUGACCCAAUGCAAGAAUUUGUAGAGAAGUUCUUCGAUAAACUCAAAUCUUUCGAUGCUAGAAAGAAUAAGCAAACCUUUGACUCUAAAAAGGAGGAGCUUUUAAAGCAAUGGGCUAACUUUGCACUUGUUCAACCAUACUCUCAAGUCUUCGGACUUGCAAGAUCAGUAAUGUUCCUUGGACAAUUCCCUCCAAAGGAAAAACUUGAACAUUUAAAAGACUUCACUUUUGAGAAAUUCUGUUCCCUCAGUGAAGAAUUUUUGACCAAUGCAAGAUCUGUCUGGUUCUUCAACGGAGAUCUCACCAAGGACCAGGCAGUUAGCACUGCCCAAAAAGCAACUGAGACGCUUGCUUUCAAGACAAUUCCAAAGGAUCUGCUAGUCUUCACGAGACCUCUGAUGAUGGAUGAAAACUCAGAGACUAAUAUUGUAAUAGAUGCAGAGAACAAGGACGAAACUAACUCGGCUAUUCUCUCUAUCUACCAAGAUGAGACUAGAUUCGAUACAGUAGAAGAGGAAUUUGCUCAUCAUAUGAUUCACUCUGUUGUAUUCCAGAUCUUAGACAACCCAUCCUUCGAUUAUCUCAGAACAAAGGAACAGCUUGGCUACAUUGCAUACGCUAGAUCUCUGAUUUAUAGAGAAAUGAUCGGUGGAGGCUUCAUCAUCCAAUCUGCUGUCAAGAACCCUGAAUAUCUGAUCAAAAAGUCCAACGAUUUCCUUGAAAUGUAUAAAGAGAAGCUGGCUUCUCUGUCUGAUGAAGACUUCGAAACAGCUGUAAAGGCUGUCAUCAUGGACAAGAAAGAAGUUGACCAUAGUCUACUCAAGGAAUCAAUAAGACUCUUCACUCGUGUUGAGAAGCACUCCUACGAUUUUGACUACAAAGAAAAGCAAAUUGAAUAUUUAGAGAAGAUGAUGGACAAGUCUAACGAAGAGUUCUACACUGAAUCUAAAAAGAAGGUUGUUGAUCACUUCAACCAUCUGUUCUAUGGGCCAGAAGGAAGUGGACCAAGAGUUGCACACAUUGAACUGAUCGCCUCUCAACACAAGGAAGACAACACCACACAGUAUGAAGCUAAUAAAGAAGCAUACAAGAGAGCAAAGAGAAGAGUGGUUGACAUAACUGAGAUCUCCAGAUUUAAGAACAGUUCAGUGGUCUAUCCCGACAAGUUACUGAACAGGUUCUCUAAUUAUUCUACCGAAUAA